AGGGCGUGACUCGGGGCGUGGCGUCCGCUUCCCUGGCCGCAGCGGCGGUUUGGUCGUGGGCCCCGCGGGUGGCCCCGGGUCACGGCCCGCGCUUCGGCGGCCAUCUUACCCGCGCGCGGCUCCCGCGGCGGGCGGGGCGGCGUCGGGCCGGAAACGGCUGUGUGGCGGCGCGCUACCUCCUCAGGGACAUAACAAGAAUCUCAAGACAUGUGAAUAUUUAUUGAGGAGCUGCUUCUACUUGUGAGAACAUAGGUGGAGAGAAAAUACAAAUAUAGAGAAAAAAGAAGGUUUGUGUAGAGAAUUCAACUUAAGGAAUGUGAUUUGUUGAUAUUUUAAACCUCUUAUUUUUCAACAAUUUCAGUGAAUGGACCUGACUGGACUUUUUGCGCCCAUCAAUAAACAUGAGUGGUACCAAGCCUGAUAUUUUGUGGGCACCACACCAGGUUGAUAGAUUUGUUGUAUGUGACUCAGAACUGAGCCUUUAUCAUGUGGAAUCGGCUGUGAAUUCAGAACUUAAAGCUGGAUCAUUACGUUUGUCUGAAGACUCUGCAGCUACAUUACUGUCAAUAAAUUCAGAUACACCCUAUAUGAAAUGUGUUGCAUGGUAUCUCAAUUAUGAUCCUGAAUGUCUCCUAGCAGUUGGACAAGCAAAUGGUCGAGUUGUACUUACAAGUCUUGGUCAAGAUCAUAAUUCUAAGUUUAAAGAUUUGAUAGGAAAAGAAUUUGUCCCAAAACAUGCUCGACAAUGCAAUACCCUUGCUUGGAAUCCACUGGAUAGUAACUGGCUUGCUGCUGGUCUGGACAAGCACAGAGCUGACUUUUCAGUUCUGAUAUGGGAUAUCUGCAGCAAAUAUACUCCUGAUAUUGUUCCCAUGGAAAAAGUGAGACUUUCAGCAGGUGAAGCUGAGACAACACUAUUAGUAACCAAACCACUGUAUGAGUUAGGACAAAAUGAUGCUUGUCUAUCUCUUUGUUGGCUUCCACGAGACCAGAAACUUCUCCUUGCUGGCAUGCAUCGUAACCUAGCCAUAUUUGAUCUUCGGAACACAAGCCAGAAGAUGUUUGUAAAUACAAAAGCUGUUCAAGGAGUGACAGUAGACCCAUACUUCCAUGAUCGUGUUGCUUCCUUCUAUGAAGGUCAGGUUGCAAUAUGGGAUCUUAGAAAAUUUGAGAAGCCAGUUUUGACUUUGACUGAGCAGCCAAAGCCCUUGACAAAAGUAGCAUGGUGUCCAACUAGGACAGGUCUGCUUGCUACUUUAACAAGGGAUAGUAAUAUUAUUAGGCUGUAUGAUAUGCAGCAUACACCUACGCCCAUUGGGGAUGAAACUGAACCCACAAUAAUUGAAAGAAGUGUGCAACCUUGUGACAAUUACAUUGCUUCCUUUGCAUGGCAUCCAACGAGUCAAAAUCGAAUGAUAGUUGUAACUCCCAACCGAACAAUGUCUGACUUCACUGUUUUUGAAAGGAUAUCUCUUGCCUGGAGCCCAAUUACCUCUUUAAUGUGGGCUUGUGGCCGUCAUUUGUAUGAAUGUGCGGAAGAAGAAAGUGACAAUUCCUUAGAAAAAGAUAUAGCAACAAAAAUGCGCCUCCGGGCUUUAUCAAGGUAUGGACUUGAUACAGAGCAGGUAUGGAGAAACCACAUUUUAGCUGGAAAUGAAGACCCACAACUCAAGUCACUCUGGUAUACUCUGCACUUUAUGAAGCAGUAUACAGAAGAUAUGGAUCAAAAAUCUCCAGGCAACAAAGGAUCGUUGGUUUAUGCAGGAAUUAAAUCAAUAGUAAAAUCAUCUUUGGGAAUGGUGGAAAGCAGCAGACAUAAUUGGAGUGGCUUGGACAAACAAACUGAUAUUCAGAACUUAAACGAAGAGAGGAUUUUAGCAUUACAACUUUGUGGGUGGGUAAAGAAAGGAACGGAUGUAGAUGUGGGACCAUUUUUGAACUCUCUUGUGCAAGAAGGAGAAUGGGAAAGAGCUGCUGCAGUGGCUUUGUUCAACCUGGAUAUUCGGCGAGCAAUCCAAAUCCUGAAUGAAGGGGCAUCUUCAGAAAAAGGAGAUCUGAAUCUCAAUGUGGUAGCAAUGGCUUUAUCAGGGUAUACGGACGAGAAGAACUCUCUUUGGAGAGAGAUGUGCAGCACACUACGGUUGCAGCUCAACAACCCCUAUCUCUGUGUCAUGUUUGCAUUUCUGACCAGCGAAGCAGGAGCUUAUGAUGGAGUUUUGUAUGAAAACAAAGUUGCAGUACGUGACAGAGUGGCAUUUGCUUGUAAAUUCCUUGGUGAUACUCAGUUAAAUAAAUACAUUGAAAAGCUGACCAAUGAAAUGAAAGAGGCUGGCAAUUUGGAAGGAAUCUUGCUUACAGGCCUCACUAAAGAUGGAGUGGACUUGAUGGAGAGCUACGUGGAUAGAACUGGAGACGUCCAGACAGCAAGCUACUGCAUGUUACAGGGUUCACCUUUAGAUGUUCUUAAAGAUGAAAGGGUUCAAUAUUGGAUUGAGAAUUACAGAAACUUAUUAGAUGCUUGGAGGUUUUGGCACAAACGAGCUGAAUUUGAUAUACAUAGGAGUAAAUUGGAUCCCAGUUCCAAGCCAUUAGCACAGGUGUUUGUGAGUUGUAAUUUUUGUGGCAAAUCAAUCUCCUACAGCUGUUCCUCAGUGCCUCAUCAGGGCAGAGGCUUUAGUCAAUAUGGUGUGAGUGGCUCACCAACAAAAUCGAAAGUCACAAGUUGCCCUGGCUGUCGGAAACCCCUUCCUCGGUGUGCACUUUGCCUCAUUAAUAUGGGCACGCCUGUUUCCAGCUGUCCCGGUGGAUCCAAAUCGGAUGAAAAAGUGGACUUGAGCAAGGACAAAAAGUUAGCUCAGUUUAACAAUUGGUUUACCUGGUGUCACAAUUGUCGGCAUGGCGGGCAUGCUGGACAUAUGCUUAGUUGGUUCAGAGACCAUGCAGAGUGUCCUGUAUCAGCAUGCACAUGUAAAUGUAUGCAGUUGGAUACAACAGGGAAUCUGGUACCAGCAGAGACUGUUCAGCCAUGAGAUGCUACACCUAAAGAGAAACCUUCAAAUGAGGAGUUUUUAAUCGCUGUCUUUCACAGUUCAGAAACAUACCUCAGAACAAGUCACUCACGACUCUCCUAUGAUGGGAAAAUAAAUCAUUCUGUCAGAUCAGCAGUUUGAUGUUUGAGUGAUUUUGAUGUGCUUCUUAGAGGCAGAUGCUGCUGAAGCGAACAUCAGAGCAUGAAUAUAAGUUCUGUUCAGUAGGUUAAAGUUCAUUUGAAAGAACCUUCUAGAGUUUUGUCAAAAAUAUGAAUGUAUAUAGAAGGUUUUAGAAUAAAAACAUACCUCUGCCUGCAUCUUCAAUCUGAACUUGGUAUCUUCUGAUAGAAUCUGUACAUAUUUAAAGUCAAAAGGUCAAUUUAGUGGUUCAGAUAACAGUUUAAGCUUAUCCAUGUUUAGAUUCCAUUCAGAUAAAAUGUGUUUUUACAUUGAGCAUUAGCACCUCACCCACACUGCUAAUAUGUUUGAGGAAAGUACAUGCAUGCAUGCAAUAUAGGUCAUUGUUGUAUUCCUCAAAAAUCCAGCACUGAGAUGGUUUAGCACCUAAGGGGGCUGCUGAUCCUAAUGACCUGAGUUUAAUCCUUGGGACCCACGUGUCGAAGGCAAUGAAUCCCCUGACCUCCACAAGUGUCCUGUGGCAUGAGGCAGGCAGAUACACACACACACUUAGAAAGUAAAUGAAUUAAAAAAUAUAUCUCACAACAUUUUUUUCUUUACAAAAGAAAAAAAAUGUGUCAAGUUUCAGGAAAACAUGCUAAAGAGUUUUCAUUUUAGUUUUUUUUUUUUUUUUUCUCCUGGGUUCUGAUUUGUCUUUGGAGAUUUCUCUACUUACCAUCCUAACUUAGCAUUCAAAGCCUUUGGAAGAUCUUAUGUAGGAACCGGCUUAAUGGUGCUGUCUUUCAGUUUUGGAAUCUGUCUUUUUCAAUGAUGUUGGGCAAAACAGGGGUGUUCCUGAAGUCUACUUUAGAUAUAAGUUGCUAAAAGUAUGUGUACUGGGGCCAGUUCAAGGACUUGGUUUCUAUUUUUGUUUGUCUGACUAUGGACAGGUUUAAGAGAGGAUUUAUAUCAAGAGUCCUGUCAUCUGCUGUGUACAGCAACUGAACUGAAUGUUUUGCUAGAAGUAAUAACCUUAGAGGAUUUUUUUCUAUAGAUGUUGGAGAUAUGUCUGAAGCUUCGUGUCAGCAGCUGGGCUGAGGAAAGACUAAGAUCCUUUAGACUAGACCGAGUUGUGAUGUACAUAUUCACAACUUGUUUAUUUAAGAUCUGAUUAUACAAAAGACAGAGUAACCUUGGGGAUAGUAUAUAUCUGCCCUAAAUUUCUGCUGGGUGACAGUUUUCAGAUGAAAAACUUGGGAAUAAUGACUUAUUUCUUAUAGAAAUUGCCAUUAUGAGAUUAUUGGUCUUCAUAAAUCUUAUUACUUUCAUUAUUUAAAUAUUUUCUUUAAUGUUGCAUAAAUUAAAAUAUUCCUUUUAACCUUACUGUGUCUUUAACAUGAGCUUUAAAGUAAUGACACAUUCUUAGGAUAUAUCUUUUCAUUUUUUUCUAAAAGUAUAAUAUAAAGUUAAUGAAAGUUUUGAUACAGAGUAUAGGUAUAAAUAUGAACUCAAUUAUGUAAAUAUAGACUUAAUAUGUGACAUUUUAAAGAUCUUCUAUGUAAUAGCUUCCUAAUAGUUCCUUUGAACUAUACAGCUUAUAUUGAUGUCUAUUUAUCUUGUCUUGCAUUGUAUGUGGAAUGAAAAUAGAUUCAAAUUAUUUCCCCAUUUUUUAUCCCCUAGGUCACUGGUAUUUGAGAUUAAACUCAACAAGGUAUUGUUGAGUUACUGAGAUAGUGUUGCCAUUGUAUACAUAAAACAACAUAGGGACAUUUUACUUGUCUUGGACAAAAUAAAUAAUGACCGCUGACAAAUACAUUAGUAGCACCCCGAUUAAAAGGAUAAUCGCAAAGGACAGAAGAUGUAGGUCAUUGGGAACGUGUGCUUAGCAUACAUAAGGUAAGUUCUCAAGGUUUCUUAGCACCACAUGCACACAAAGGGAGAAAGGAGGGUGCUGUUCACCUGUCUGCAUCUAUUAAAAGGGAAUAUCUGCAUUCUAAUGACUAUUGGAAGACAACAACCCAAGAGAACACCAUGAGCAACAAUGAAGUCAGUGUAAGUGUUUUUCAAAUGAAGUAGGCAAAUACAUGUUAAAACCCUUAGAGAUAUGCAACCCUUUGUCCUAAGAUGGCAGAAAAUUUUUAUGAGUUACUAACUGGUUAGAUGUGCAGAUAUAUGAAUGAUGUAGUUCUUUGCUUCAUUUUCAGUACAAAUGUAGAACUUUAAUGUCCACUCUAACAAUAAAUAUUAACAUAUACAGAGUUAAUAGUAACCAACUAUUCAAAUAAAGUAGAUGUUUUUACUUAGCAAGCUCAGUGCCGUUGGUAGUUGAAGAAGAAAGGCUGGUUACAUGAGAACAUGCACAGCAUGUUAAGUAUAUUUUCAUGGGAAUUUUACAGUCCUGUUGGGCUUUGGGUGAUGUUUAUCUUUUUGUUAUCUAGCAUUUUCAAUGAUGAGAGAUGUAAAAAUAAAUGCAAAUGUAUAUCUCCCAUAUUACUGGCUUUUCCAGUUAACUGCAACCAGGCAUCUUCUGUUUCCAGUCAUGAAACAGCCAGAUGUGAUUUAUCUAAGAUAAACUGCUUCAUAAUAGGAAAGUUAGUACAGUUCUAAUUUAUUCAGCAAGCAUUUCCCCCAGUUCUGUGUUUGGUAGGAAGACUGCAAUAACAGCACACACUUAGUCCAGCACUCAGGAGAGUUAGAAAGUGCAUUGCACUCUCCAUUUAGCACCCCGAAGAAUGGUUCUAAACUUCUAAUUUCCCUGUAGUCACUGGUAUAUAUAGUACUAUCUCACCCUCUGCUCUCUCUCCCGUGUCUUCCUCCUAGAUUUUCUGACUCUUCUCUUCUGGCUCUGGCCAUGGCAGGAAACCUGCUCUCCAUUGUUAUCCAACCUGGAGUGCAUACAUACACUACAUUCUCAGUAAGUUUCUCACAGGAAGUGGUGAGUUCUCAGUGUGCCCAGAUACCCAUGCUUCUAACAGCCUAGCAGUCAUCUGCUUGCCUUGAUGGGUGGACAUUUUUAAGGUCAUGAUAUUAAAUAAUGGACGGCACCGUCAUUGCUGUGGAAUCAGUGUCUGAGUAAAGGCACAGCCAUAAGUUUCGUUUGUUGUAGCACUUGCAGCUUCACAGCCAAAAUGUCAGUCUCUUUCAUUUUUGUUUUGAAAUUUUAACAUAACUUUCUAAUAACUUUCAAAUAAUUGAGGGAAAUAGUUGUCCAUAAUGUCUUCCAAAAUGCAAUUUCCUUACUAAUACCAUUGGUGGGACAAUGUUUUUAAAUGCUUUGCUUUAAGAUUAAGGAUAAUUUAUGUAAUGCCAGAAAUAGCAAUAAUAAUUCAACACAUAUUCUUUCAUCCAAUUUAUGAAAAACAUGCUGCCUUAAUGUAAUUUCCUAACUAGAAAUUCAGAUAGAGUAAUUUAAUUAAGUUGGCAUCUUAAACUCACAAAGACAAAAUUGUCUGGAAGUAUGUUUGAAGGGAUUGAUGUCUCAAAUGUGAAACAGACAUUUAUAUAUAAAUUCACAAAAACUAUUAUUUAAAUAAUAUUAGUUUCACUUACAUGCUUUAUAUACACUUAAAUAUGCAAAAAACCCUGAAGUUUGAAAUAACAAAUCCUCAUAUUCACAUUUUUGUUAUAACCAUGUUUGGUUAAUGAUAGUCAAAUAACUUGCCUUUGUCAAAUGUAAUAAUGUUUUUAAAUUAUGUAAUUGUGUGUUUAAAUAUAUAUAAUAGUAUUUUGUGAAAAAAAAUCA
Messenger RNA from Microtus oregoni (creeping vole), 6888 nucleotides. It is a transcript of the gene Mios, whose product is annotated as meiosis regulator for oocyte development. Gene Ontology annotation, biological process: cellular response to amino acid starvation; positive regulation of TORC1 signaling. The transcript is spliced from 12 exons. Gene Ontology annotation, molecular function: protein binding. NCBI's taxonomy places the organism in Eukaryota, Metazoa, Chordata, Mammalia, Rodentia, Cricetidae. Gene Ontology annotation, cellular component: cytoplasm. The record is from RefSeq and is a predicted model, not a curated record. The coding region runs from base 402 to 3029 and encodes 875 amino acids.